AUGGACCCCAUCACCGCCCUCGCGCUCGCAUGCAACGUCACCCAACUCGUCGAACAGGCGAUCGAGGCAGUGAAGGUGUGCAAGGAAAUAUACGAGCGAGGCUCGCUGGACGAGAACAAUCACAUUGAAGAGUACGCCCAAGGCAUCGCGGCCGCCAACAAGGAUCUAGAAACGACGUUCAAGGCCCAGACGAACACAUCUUCUGGUCGUCCGACGCGGCUCCAGAAGAUCGUGGAUGAUUCCGUCGCGACGACGGCGGAGCUCAAAAAGGUGCUCAACCAGUUGAAGCUCUCGAAGAACCAGGGAAUCAAGAAGAGCGGUAGCGCGUUCAAGACGACUCUGAAGUCCAUUUUCAACAGAGGGACCAUUGAAAGUCUCCGGAAGAGGCUGGAACAGCAAGAUGCGGCGCUACGUUCAGCCAUUUUAAAGGACCUCUAG
Molecule: messenger RNA, 438 nt
Organism: Fonsecaea multimorphosa CBS 102226
Lineage: Eukaryota; Fungi; Ascomycota; Eurotiomycetes; Chaetothyriales; Herpotrichiellaceae
Exons: 1
Coding region: 1-438 (145 amino acids)
Source: RefSeq, a predicted model, not a curated record